Molecule: messenger RNA, 2103 nt
Organism: Triticum aestivum (bread wheat)
Lineage: Eukaryota; Viridiplantae; Streptophyta; Magnoliopsida; Poales; Poaceae
Exons: 6
Coding region: 623-1135 (170 amino acids)
Source: RefSeq, a predicted model, not a curated record
UUUCUCCCCUCGCACCAAUCGCUGCUCCUGUCCCCGAGCCCCUCGCACGCGCUAGGGUUCCCCCACCCGGCCACCCCCAUCUUCUGCGACCACCACGCCGUCGACGUCGUCCUGAAGCACGCUGCUCCUCUCCCUAGCCAAGCCGCCCUGGAUCUUGCGAUGGAGGUGGCCGCCUCGUGGCUAUGGAGGGCUCGCCAGCCGCCUCCGGAGUCCCACAUUCCUAAGAUCGACUGGAUUGCAGCCGCCUGGCCGAGGUCGUUGGCCCUCGACGGGCUGGCACUACCUUGCCUGUGCUUGCUCCCAUCCACGCCGCCGUCCUGCUCGGGCCACUGCAUGAUCUGCUCGCCGCGCCCGCCCAAACCCCAGGCCACACUUCCUAUUCCACUCCGCGUACUCCUGGUUGCAGCCCCAGCUUGCCACGGGCAGGGAUCGGCGGCUCCGCCGGCGUGGCGCGUGGCAGGGGAGAGAAGGGGGGCAAGAUCGGCAAGGCAGAGUUCUUCCGGAAGGACGGCGUGGUGGGCGACAUGGAAGGAUACCUCAACUACCUGUCCCUCGAGUAUGACUUCGUCUCCGACACCAAUCGUGCUUGACUGAUCUGCUAUGGGUGCGGUAACAGAGAUAGAUGGGUGUCAACCACUUCAAUUUGUUGACAAGUUCCUCUCGGUCAGCUAAACGUCAGAUGAUGUCGUGGAAAGGGCCACCGAGAGGGGGUUCGCAAUGCCAAAGUCGAAGGUGGCCAUCGAGAGGGGGUUCCAAUGCCGAAGUAGAAGGUGGCCAUCGCUUUGACCUGCCUGGACCUCCUGACCUUUCCCGACGCUCAAACAGCCAAUAUGUAUUGGAGGAGACCACUAGGCUAAUUGAUGCUUUGGAUGAGUGGACCAGGGGACGACAUGAGCAGGAGGACAUAAUAUUGUGCAACUUCGGAACCUGUCGAGCAACAGCCUGCAAAUCUAUGUAUAUAUAUUGUUCUGCGGCUAACAUGGGAGUUGUCAUCGUCCGCCGUAACAUCGAGAGGUACUUCAAUACAUUCCUGGCCCUAUAUGAGUACUCAGGUGAGGGGGUGUUUGGUCUCUGUUGGUUUGCUUCAGAUGUAAUUCUAGCGAUAAAUGUUAAUCAUUUUCCUCCCUUAUUCUAAUUUGCUGCUUGCAUUUAACAUUUCUUCUCUGGCUGGGUUUCCUGACCAUCCGCACCAGGGUAUCAAGACCGUCAUCUACAUGCUUGAGGUAUGCAUGCAAUUUUGCUGCUGUUUGUGUGCACCUUGUUCUUAAUUUGCUUAGAAGUUGGACAUAUACAUUGGCAGAGUUAUGUGCUUAGGAGUUUGGAGGAAAGGUAGAUUUAAUUUCAGUACAUUCUAUGCCAAGAUACACUCUUAUUUUGUUGUCAUACACACAUUACUGCAGCAACAUAGCGGAUCAUUGCCAUGCGGCAAAUCAAACUUCUAUGUGGAUCAGUAAGUUGUUUAUCUUACUUUCACUUUUAAAUUGCUUGUUGAAGAUACUUGAUUCCCUUUCUGCUUGUUACUGUAAUCUUGCUAAGUGGAUACAAAAAAGGUUCUACUUGCCCCUUGUCAUGCACAAAAUAGAAUAAACAUUGCAAAUUAGUUUACACGAAACCUGAUCCUGUUGUUAAAUAUUAUUUGGUCUAAGAAAUGAGAUGAAGUUUCUCCCUAGAAUAUAGAAUGGACUGAAAACAAAACCCAAGAUGUGGCAAUUCAAACCCCCAAACGAAAUUACUUGCAUACCUUGUUGAGAUGAUCUUUUUCAAGUUUUUGCCUUUACCAGCUUGGGGAAUGAAUCAUUUGAGCUCAUGGUACCUGUCUCACUUCUCACUCCAACUGACUUCUUACUCCUGAAAGCAAACAGAAUUGAAGGUCACAUAGAAUACACAGGAAUAAACACACCAUUCAUCUACUUUAUAUUUCCUAGAUUCGGUGUAGUACAAAGGUAUAACCAAAAAAAGUAAAUGUGGUGAGUCAAGAAGAAAUGCAGAUAAAGAGAAUAGUAAAAGAGAGAGCUCGCCUAAGAAGACCGCUUAUGAAUUGUGAGUUGUGACUGAAGAAAAGUAGGUAAGUAUGCAGGGAUGAUUUAGUUACAGCUGAAUAAC